This is a messenger RNA of Colletotrichum acutatum, 2301 nucleotides long. RefSeq lists its product as uncharacterized. The transcript is spliced from 2 exons. NCBI's taxonomy places the organism in Eukaryota, Fungi, Ascomycota, Sordariomycetes, Glomerellales, Glomerellaceae. Bases 1 to 2301 code for a protein of 766 amino acids. The record is from RefSeq and is a predicted model, not a curated record.
AUGCCCUCCCUCGUUACGGUGCUCUGCAUGGAUGUCUUCAUACUGCUCGUGUGGCUCUUUCUGUGGCCGCCCAUGCAGCUUGCCAUUCUCGACUUUGCAAAGCCCGUCAUCGCCGCCACUCUGGGCGGUGGAUCUAACACGAGGGAGGGUGCUUCGAGGAGCGUUACUACCUGCUUCUUCCUGGUUAUAGGCUCGCAUCUUCUGCGCGGUUCAAGAUUCCACUGGACCCGGGCAACAAAGUUCCUCCCAGCCAAUUGGCGGUUCUCUCCCGACUCUGACGACCCGUUAGAAACAUUCACUCGCGGUUUCGAUAAAAGAGGACCGCACGGGUGGAUCAAGAGCGUGCUUGCCAUACAUAUUCUGACGCAGGGCAUAGUGAGGUACAUAAGAGAGUGGUAUUUGAGAAGAGAAAAGGGAAGUCCGUCGACACACAGCAUAACGGACCCGGAGGCUGGUAAGUCGUACUCGAACGAGACGACGACCGACACAGGGUUUGCUACGCCCGACAGCGACACGACUUUCCAACAAAAUGCGACAGUAUCAUCUACGAAAAAGAAGAGAAAACAAAGCACACAGGUGCGUCUUCAGCAGCCGCUGUGGGCGGCCCUAGCGAGCACCAAAAUUGUCAUGGUUAAGGAGUACGAAUUAUCGCAUGCUACUUCCGAGUCAGCCGGUUCCAACGCUACCGACAUCCACAACUUGGGGAAUGCCCCCUUUGACAGUCAGGCCGAACAGAUUUGGAUAUCGUACAUCGGCCACGAUGAGGUCUGCUUUAAUACCAGCUACUUUCCUGACAGCCCGAGCGCUGCCGCGAAUGGGCACGUUUCGCGGCCGGCAGGAGUCGACACUUCAAAACCUUUCUACGUCCGAGUAAACAACGCCUUCUGGCAGCCGACACGUAUCUUUCGUAUCCAGGACGACGACGACCAAGACGAGCAAUCCAGCCAACACCGUUGGUGUGGUGACAUUUACGGACUGCGGCCGCUGUCCAAGUACGUCUGCGAGUUUGUCGAUACACGCACGAACCGAGUCGUCUUUUCCACCAGCAUCCGAACCUCUUUCGCGCCCAACAAGGAUCAAGAGGGCUCCGUCAACCCGCCCGUCAGCACGCCACAGUCUCUCCGCCCCGACUCGCCCGCGACGACGCUGAAGAGCACAAUCAACGCGAAUAACGAGCGGCUGGCCGAAGAGAAAUCAAGGCUGAAGACGCUGCGCAAGGAGUGGAAGAACAAGAUUGCCUCGCUAAGGAAAGAAAACGAAAGACUCGACAACGUGAUUCAGACCGCCGGUGGCAACGACGACAAGCACAGGCAGAAGAUUAUCCAGCAAGAGACCAACAAAGCCCAAUCCGAAAAGGAAAUUGCCCAGCUCGAAGCGGAGCUCAAGGAGUUUGAGAAAGCACCCGAGGGAUUCUACGAGCGUAAGAAACAGACCGAAAAGGAGUGGGCUGCCGAAAAGGCUGUCUUCGAUACCGCCUCCAAAGAAUACAAGGAAUACAAGGCCGCCAUCGCCAAAGCUGUGAAAGCCAAGGAGGAUGAGCAGGCCGCCGCGCAGACCAAGCGGAACAAAAUCGCAGCACGCAUCGCCAAGGUAGACACCGAGCUCGGCAGAAUCACGGAUGCCAACAACCGCGGGCUGGACGAGGCCGAGCGGAGGCGCCAGGCUCGCAUCGCCUGGCAGGCGGAGACAUCGACGAUUGAGAACAACUUCAGGGGCAGCAUUGCGGACAUCAAGGCGGCCAACGCGAACAAGCAGGAGCAGGUCAACGCUUUGCUUCAACAGCUCCAGGCAUAUCAUGAGCACAUGAACUAUGCCACAACUGCCGCGAUGCCUUAUGAUCUUCCCGAACGUCAUUCCGCCCAGCCUCAGACUACGUCGUCUGCCUACAAUCCCGCUGCGCCAGCCUGGACACCGCCGUCAGCCGCAGCAUCGCAGUAUGUGAUGCCUGCCGGGCCUAUGUGGCCCACGUCCACCAUGACCGCGUCCGGCUCUGUGUUGCCGCUGCCAGCGUCCUCUAUGCAGCCUGUGUGGGGUUACCCGCCUACGCACCAGAGCACUGUCUCUCUCAAGGCUAGGGGCCGCUCCUCCUCGAUGCUUAGCGAUGUUUCCGGGUUCACGCAGUCUAGCAAUGGCGACGACGAAUUCUUGUCGCUCCACAACACGCCUGCGCAGCAGCCCAUGGCCCAGCGCACGCCCGUCACGUUUGCCUUUACGCGACUAAAAGGCUCGGAACUGAUUUGCGACUUGUCGAGUAUUGGUCGGUUCAUGGGCCUGUCUGUAAAGCUGGGUGGUUGGGAGUGA